Acanthosepion pharaonis is the source of this 2193-nucleotide messenger RNA. Lineage: Eukaryota; Metazoa; Mollusca; Cephalopoda; Sepiida; Sepiidae. The record is from the annotation of a GenBank genome assembly.
AUGCCACGACGUUGCAUGCAGCAGAAGCCAUCGCCUUUACCCUUUCCUAUUUUGAGCACACCCCCUUCAUCGCCAAGGAUCCCAACUCCAGUUUCCCUGUCCUCCUCCACUUCAACAGUUGCCGCGCCUCAGCCCCUGCCCGAUUCGCCACUCAGUUCCUCUCCACCUCUGUCCCCGUCGGCCAUAAGCCUACUGUCGGGUAUCCCCCUGGUGGAAACUCGGUACAUACGCGCAGAGAUUGCUCCGCAGAUCAGCUUGACGCCGCCUCUGCCGACGCGCAAUCCGCUCGUUUCGCCGCCGACGCCGCCUCGACCGUCUCUGAAGAAGAAGAGGAAGGCGCCGCCAGCGCCGACGCCAACGCAAGCGCCGACGCCGACGCCGCUCCUUCUUCCGCUUCUGCCUUUAAUGACGCCUCCGUCGACCUCGACGGCCACGCCAUCUCGCUGCACGUCAACUACAACGAGCAGCACUGCCUCGAGUGGGGUGGCGUCGGCUGUCGCGGCCGCCGCUGCCGCAGGCCUACCUUCGGUAGCUACUCAGCUCCCCUUACACACCAUACCGCCGCCUCAGACUUCUACUUCCUCCUUCUCUACCUCCUCCUUUUCCACCUCGUCUACUUCCUGUCCCGAAUCGGGUUCUACUUCCGGCUCGACUUACGCCGUAUCCCAGCAGCACCACUCGAUGGUAAGUGCAGUGAUUUCGAGUGUUAUAAACAACAACAACAACAACAACAACAACAACGACAACAGCAGUAGCAACAACAGCAGCAACAACAACAGCAACACUAGCAGCAGCAACAAUGCGGCUGGCUUUGCUUCGUGUACAUCGACCCCACCGCUAACUCGCCCUCCUCCACCUUCAUCGGGCACGGCACCCACAGCUGGAAUCAGCUUGUCUGUAGGCGCUAGCAAAGUUAUUCCAGCUGCCGCGGAAGCAGCCGGAUUCCCUCAAAUGUUGAAACAGGAGACUACGAAAAGGAAGCUCAUCUCCUCUUCGAACUCGACGACGGGAGCCAUGGGCAGCAAACUCUUCCAACGCCGAUCGGCUGUCACCAGGUCCACCAUGAACACCAGCCGGCGUUAUUCGGCACGCGAUAACACCGACGAACGGGAAAAAGUGGCGCGAAGUAUUUUCGGCGAUGUCCCCUUGUCGGAUGUAGAACGCUGCUACCUGGCGGCGGCUGCCGAGGGUAACAUGUCACAAAUCCUCCGUUGCAUUCAGGCCGGAGUCAAUGUCAAUUGUAGGGACUACCUUGGCCGUACGGCAUUGCAAUUGAGUCUCCAGGGUGAUCACUACGAAGAAACGAAAUUCCUCAUGGAUCACUGCAACCUGGACGUCAUUGAAGAAGGUCUUCUGCAUGCAAUUAAAUUGGAAAACGUCCGUAUGUGUGACAUGAUUCUUAACCAUCCCGUUUACUCAGACGAACGAAAUCGGAUUAGCUUCCGUGGUAAUUGUGAUGCUAGCUUCCGUGAUAAUUUUGAUGCUAGCUUCCGUGGUAAUUUUGAUGCUAGCUUCCAUGGUAAUUGUGAUUCUAGCCUCCGUGGUAAUUUUGAUGCUAGCUUCCGUGAUAAUUUUGAUGCUAGCUUCCAUGGUAAUUGUGAUGCUAGCUUCCAUGGUAAUUGUGAUUCUAGCCUCCGUGAUAAUUGUGAUGCUAGCUUCCGUGAUAAUUUUGAUGCUAGCUUCCAUGGUAAUUGUGAUGCUAGCUUCCAUGGUAAUUGUGAUUCUAGCCUCCGUGAUAAUUGUGAUGCUAGCUUCCGUGAUAAUUUUGAUGCUAGCUUCCAUGGUAAUUGUGAUGCUAGCUUCCAUGGUAAUUGUGAUUCUAGCCUCCGUGAUAAUUGUGAUGCUAGCUUCCGUGAUAAUUUUGAUGCUAGCUUCCAUGGUAAUUGUGAUGCUAGCUUCCAUGGUAAUUGUGAUUCUAGCCUCCGUGAUAAUUGUGAUGCUAGCUUCCGUGAUAAUUUUGAUGCUAGCUUCCAUGGUAAUUGUGAUGCUUGCUUCCAUGGUAAUUGUGAUUCUAGCCUCCGUGAUAAUUGUGAUGCUAGCUUCCGUGAUAAUUUUGAUGCUAGCUUCCAUGGUAAUUGUGAUGCUAGCUUCCAUGGUAAUUGUGAUUCUAGCCUCCGUGAUAAUUGUGAUGCUAGCUUCCGUGAUAAUUUUGAUGCUAGCUUCCGAGGAAAUUUCCUUUAUUUUUUUAUUUGA